Musa acuminata subsp. malaccensis (wild Malaysian banana) is the source of this 2100-nucleotide messenger RNA. Its product is annotated as probable histone-arginine methyltransferase CARM1. Gene Ontology annotation, biological process: peptidyl-arginine methylation. The record is from RefSeq and is a predicted model, not a curated record. Gene Ontology annotation, molecular function: protein-arginine N-methyltransferase activity. Lineage: Eukaryota; Viridiplantae; Streptophyta; Magnoliopsida; Zingiberales; Musaceae.
UUAUUACGCCUCUCUUCACGCUGAAAGAUCGUUUUGCGUACACGCUUUCGUAGACGGUGCCGCUGCUCUUCCCCCUCCAAAACCCCGAUCACUGGCUUCCUAACCAAACCCUAACCUCUGAUCCCUCGCUGAGCUCUAACCCUAGCCUUUGAAAGCGGAAGGGAGGUAAGAGGGGGCGAGAGGCGAAGCAAUGGAGGAUCGUUUAGGGCAGAAGCAAGGCCCGCAGGUGUUUCCCUCCAUCACUCUCUCCCACCUCUCGUCCUCUGCUCCCUCCUCCUCCGCCGCUUCCGCCUUCUUCUCCGACGACCGCUCCGGCUGCUCUCGUCUUCGGUUCCACCAGCCGUGCUCGCCCGUCCCUGUUUUUGACCUCGAUCUUCAGAAGAUUCAGAUCUUCAAGUUAGGUCUGCUGGAGUUGCUGUGCGUGACCAAUGAGACGGGAGACGAUGACCCCGAAGAGAAAUAUUUUUCGAGAGUAUUUAAGAUAGGUUUCAAUACAAAGGAUGAAACCAAAGCUUUUCAUUUGGCCUUUGAACAGUGGAAGCUUGGAGUGGUUGUUGCAAAAACUGGUGGACCUUUAGAGAAUGGAUCACUAACAACUCCUAAAAGCAAAUUUGAUAAUAAAAUAGAUGCCACUUCUGCCAAGAUGUACUUCCAUUAUUAUGGACAGUUGCUACAUCAGCAAAAUAUGCUACAAGACUAUGUGAGGACAGGAACCUAUUAUGCUGCAGUGAUUGAGAACCGUAUAGAUUUCUCUGGUCGUAUUGUGCUUGAUGUUGGUGCUGGUAGCGGCAUUCUUUCACUGUUUGCUGCUCAGGCAGGUGCCAAACACGUUUAUGCUGUAGAAGCAUCUGAGAUGGCAGAAUAUGCACGUAGGCUUAUUGCUGGAAACCCAUCACUUGGACAGCGCAUCACGGUUAUCAAAGGUAAAAUUGAGGAAGUGGAUCUACCUGAGAAAGCAGAUAUACUUAUUUCUGAGCCAAUGGGCACCCUAUUAGUAAAUGAAAGGAUGUUAGAGACAUAUGUAAUUGCAAGGGAUCGAUUCCUUAUCCCUGAUGGGAAGAUGUUUCCAUCCUUAGGAAGGAUACACAUGGCACCAUUUAGCGAUGAAUAUCUUUAUGUUGAAAUUGCAAAUAAGGCCCUAUUUUGGCAGCAGCACAACUAUUAUGGGGUUGAUCUUACUUCUUUAUAUGGAUCUGCUUUCCAGGGAUAUUUCUCUCAGCCUGUGGUUGAUGCAUUUGAUCCGAGGCUACUGAUCUCUCAGCCUAUUGUGCACACACUAGAUUUUACUUGCAUGAAGGAAGAGGAUCUCUAUGAGAUUGAUAUUCCUCUAAAUUUUGUUUCGUCUGUUGGUACACGGGUUCAUGGCCUCGCUUGCUGGUUUGAUGUUUUGUUCAAUGGGAGUUCUGUUCAAAGAUGGCUUACCACAGCUCCAGGUGCUCCUACAACUCAUUGGUACCAGCUACGGUGUGUCCUUGCCCAACCAAUAUAUGUCAUGGCCGGGCAAGAGAUAACUGGACGGUUUCACCUGGUGUCUCACAAUGCUCAGAGCUAUACGAUUUACUUGACUUUGUCAGCUAAAACAUGGGGAGCUGGUGCUGAUCAAGGUGGAAUAUUGCAGACUUUUUCCUGUAAACUUGAUCUUAAGGAACCAUACUAUCGGCUGUCUCAACCACUACCUUAUGUGUUACAGCAGGAUCAGCAGUCAAACACAGAGCUUAUGCAAUCACAGGAACUUUCCCCACAAAUUCAGGAUGGGACUGGUCCCAGUCUAGCAAUAAUACCGUCACAGAUUUCUGAGGCAUCAGAGCAACAACACAAACAUGGUUCCUGCUCAGGUUCAUAAAAUGACAUUCUUGUUACCAGAUUCGCUGCAUCAAUCCUGACAUCACAGGUUGUCUAUCUAGCGAGCUGACUACUGAAUCAGGGCAGGAAGUCUGCUGCGUUCUGCUGAAGCUUACUUGUGCAAAUUAUAAUUAAUUUAUUAAUUCAUGCUGAUUGGAACAAUUCGAAAAUUCAAGCUUUUCUGAACUAAUGUUCUGGAAAUUGAUGUGUAGACAACUGGAGCUUUUAAUGAGUGGAUGGUUUCCUUUUUCAUCCAAA